AUGCCUCGUGGACUGCAAGCAGCUCGCAAGCUCAAGACCAUCAGAAGAGACAACCGCUGGGCUGACCAACAGUACAACAAGAAGGCUCUUGGUAACUUCUUCAGAACAUCCCCAACUGGUGGUUCCUCACACGCCAAGGGUAUCGUUCUCGAGAAGGUCGGUGUCGAAGCUAAGCAGCCAAACUCCGCCAUCAGAAAGUGUGUCCGUGUUCAACUCAUCAAGAACGGUAAGAAGAUCACCGCUUUCGUACCAAAUGACGGUUCACUCAACUUCGUUGAUGAAAACGAUGAAGUUUUGAUCUCAGGUUUCGGUCGUAAGGGUAAAGCUAAGGGUGAUAUUCCUGGUGUUCGUUUCAAGGUCGUCAAGGUCUCAGGCGUUGGUCUUAUGGCUCUCUGGAGAGGCAUCAAGGAAAAGCCAAGAUCAUAA
This is a messenger RNA of Wallemia mellicola CBS 633.66, 426 nucleotides long. RefSeq names its product ribosomal protein S12/S23. The record is from RefSeq and is a predicted model, not a curated record. The coding region runs from base 1 to 426 and encodes 141 amino acids. Gene Ontology annotation, biological process: translation. Gene Ontology annotation, cellular component: ribosome; cytosolic small ribosomal subunit. Lineage: Eukaryota; Fungi; Basidiomycota; Wallemiomycetes; Wallemiales; Wallemiaceae. Gene Ontology annotation, molecular function: structural constituent of ribosome. The transcript has 3 exons.